AUGGAGUACUUGGAAACCAACUUGAGAGAAUUAGAUAAUUUUCCUUUGAUUUCCACCCUUCUCUAUGGUUCUUCAAACCCUCUGAAAUUGAUGAAACCAGAAAACCCUCCUCCCACCACCAUCAAAACCACUACCACCAAUGGGAAUCUUUAUUCUCUCUCUAGAUCCUCCCCUCCACCACCCAGUUCUCCUAAGGCUUUGUUUCAUCACCCCAAUUCCAUAAAUCAUGGGUUUAAUCGCGUUUCUCAUUCCCAUGAGUACAAUCUCACUCCAAAGACUGAUCAUUUCACAACCACUGAGGCCGGUUCUUCAUCCAACCCCUUCAGCAAGAUUUCAACCACAUGCAACACCCUUAAUAACCCCUUUGAACCUUCACCUUAUACCCCAAAUUAUCACCGCCAUCAUUUCGUGAUAUCCGAUUGUGGCGAAAGCGAAUUGGUGGCGAUGCAUGGAUUUCAUGAUGGUGUUAGAGGCUGUUUGGGUUAUCGUCCCGACCAUCAAGAGAUUCCUCAUGACCAGCAGAUGGGGUCAGAAAGCUGUGUGCAGCUCCCACCAUUGGUAAUUUAUGGUGAAUUCGGGUCCUCAUCAGCUCCAGCGAUGCGUCUGCCUUCAGAUGAUAUUCCAAGGCUCUCAGCUGAUGAAAAGAAGAGCAAAAGGUUGUGCGAGGGAGGAGCCAUCAAACUCUUGCACAAGAAACCUGAUAUAAUAAAAGGCCAAUGGAGUCCUGAGGAAGACAGACACUUGGUACAAUUGGUUGGCAGGUUUGGAAUUAAGAAGUGGUCUGAUAUUGCUAACCAGCUGACGGGGAGAGUGGGAAAGCAAUUAUUUGUCAAUAAAGAAGUGUGGAGCGAGGAAGAGGACAAGAUACUGAUCGAAGCCCACAAGAAAAUGGGGAACAGAUGGGCAGAAAUGGCAAAGAUAUUGCCUGGAAGAACAGAAAACACCAUCAAGAAUCACUGGAACGCAACAAAGAGGAAGCAAAACUCAAAGAGGAAGAGCAACAAGCAGGACUCGUCCAAUAACAAUUACAAUGAGAGCUCUAUGUUGCAGGACUACAUCAGGAGCGUGGUCAGUAGCACUACUACUGGUACUCCUAGUACUGCUUCCGCCAACUCUACCGGAACUAUGGAGAACAAAGCGGUGCUGUCGUCUGUAGUCUCACCGUAUCAUCAGUCUGGGAUGCACAUUAAUCAGAACAACAUUGUCGAGAGCCCAGACGCAACCAACUCCGUGAAUUGGGAUCUCACGGGUUAUCGUCCAGAACCUUUUGACAGUGAGGCCUCCAACAUGAACAAUCACAUGGUUGAUGGUGUUACAACUCUUUCUGAUUUCGACAAGAGUAACAUGUUCAAUAUUUUUGAAAGCUAUGGACUUGGUGGGUACCUGCAGCAGAGAAUGGCAAGCAGCAGCACUUCUAGGGUUAAGGAUCCUAGCUGCAGCAUGGAGUAUGAACUGCCAUUUUUUCCAUUGGAGAUGAACAACUUUAGGCAGGGGACAUGA
This is a messenger RNA of Pyrus x bretschneideri (Chinese white pear), 1500 nucleotides long. RefSeq names its product transcription factor MYB98-like. Gene Ontology annotation, molecular function: DNA-binding transcription factor activity, RNA polymerase II-specific; RNA polymerase II cis-regulatory region sequence-specific DNA binding. The record is from RefSeq and is a predicted model, not a curated record. The coding region runs from base 1 to 1500 and encodes 499 amino acids. The transcript is spliced from 4 exons. Gene Ontology annotation, cellular component: nucleus. Gene Ontology annotation, biological process: regulation of DNA-templated transcription. NCBI's taxonomy places the organism in Eukaryota, Viridiplantae, Streptophyta, Magnoliopsida, Rosales, Rosaceae.